AAAGGAACCCUGGGAGUCUACGAGAGACCAGGUGGAUAUAGGAAUAAAAGUCCUCUGAUUUAGUUUCACGUGAAAUCAACUUACAGUCACCAGAGUAUUGGAUAUUGUGCUGGGGAGCUAACGAGUCCAACCGACCGGCUCUUCUGAGUGAGGUCCACCUGCUUUGGGACUGUGGGGUGUGGCUGUGGUGUGUGUAUGUUUUGAACUCAUCACCUUCUUCACUUCACCAAUCACCUAAAAGCUUUUAUCCGCCAGUCUCUCUGCCCAUCCACCAGUGCGCCAAUCAGCUCCCCACAUGUGACUCUCAAGAAACAGGAAGGAGCCACGUCACUAAUUUAUCAGCACAAUCCCUGAAAAUAGCGAGACUUCCUGCAGCGACUUUCAGGAUUUGUUGGAUUUCUCUAGAUCAUGAUCUGUGUUGUUCUGAUGACUCUCCUGUCUGUGGCUGCUGCAGCGUCCCAGCAGGCUCUGACCUGCAGCGGGACGCCUCAUCCGUCUGGGUCAACCUCCUACUGGCUCUCCUCACCGCCGCCACGCACCGGCUGUGAGACGAGCUGGGCGGACAAAAACAAAACCGCCCUAGUCACUCAUUUGAAUUCUAGCAUGUACGCCCACAACGUGUCCAAGCAAGGUGUCACCAUGAAACAGUGCUGGGGCCUCCUGAUCUUCAUGAUGGACUGUCGCCCUGCGGACACGAAGUUCGACCCGGUGGAAGUCGAGUGCAGAGUCAACUGUACCUUGGCAUCAGGGCCGAGUCCUGCACCGGGGCCGAGUCCUGCACCGGGGCCGAGUCCUGCACCAGGGUCAAGUCCUGCACCCAACUCUGGAGAGGGGAGCUCUGAAACGCCACCCUGGGUGGCUUGGCUUGGGGGCGGCUUAGCGUUCCUGGCCGUGUUUGGCCUGGCUCUCGGUUUCUUUCUCUACAAGCACAGAGGAGGAAACUGCGUGGAGCGCAGCAGCGUGAGAUAUUCUGCAGCGGACAACCACGUCAUCAUGAAUGGAGGAAAGACAGUUUGACUUAUUAUGGUGUAACAGAACAGAGGCCCAACAUGAACACACACUCUGAUUCAGUUCCAGUCUGUUAGAAUGAAAAUCUGAAAUAUAUCUUUCCAUAACAACAACACCAACAACAAUAAUAAUGAUAAUAAUAAUAGGUUACAUGGAUAUCUGACAUGUAUAGAUCCUUCAGUUGUGGAAACUGAAAGAUCCAUGCAAAAUAUUAAAUAAUGUAUUAAACAUUAUCUUAUAUAGUUUCAUAUAUUGUAAGUAUUAUAAGUGAUGGGCUCUUAAAGUCAAGCCUAAAAUCUUUGAAAUCAAGCUUUUCUUUAAUGUCAUCCCCUGCUUUAUUGCUCCAAUUUAAUGUAUCUUAUCACAGUUUGUUUGUUUUAAAUCUUCUAAUCAUUUGGUUUUAUUUGUCUUGUUGAUUUAAUCUUUGCUUCUGCUUUCUCCUCCCCAUUGUUUUGAAAGGUGCUUUAUUAAUCCAAUUUCUCAUUAUUAUUAUUAUUAAUAAUUAAAUAAGAAUAAUAAUUAAAAACCAGAUAGGAACCAGAGGCAGAUGUGCUUUAUUCCCACACAUGGCUCCAUUUUGGCACCAAUUACCUUCAGUGCUAAUAUGGAAACUAAUUCCUGUUUCCUAAGUUGGCUCAGUCAUCUUUUUCUGCCCAGCAACAUUAACCAGUUUUUUAACUAAAAUGAACAACAGAAGAAAAAACAGAGGAACCAGAAGCAGAAUGUGUUUUAUCUCCCCUCCCAGGAAGAUGAUGCAUUACCGUUGGUGUCAAAAUGGAAAAAUACUUCCUGUUUCCAUCGUGGGCUCUGUCAUCUCUUUUCUGCCCUGCAACAUCUGUGCAGAAGGGAGCCGACAGACAGCAGCUCGGCCUCCUGGUUUGUUCUUCUGCAAAAUAAUAACUUUGUGUCAGGAAAUCUGCGGCUUGUGAAAAUCAAAUCCAGACAAUUUUUCUCCUCCAGAAUGAGGAACCGCAAACAAACCAACAGUUGGACACAGACAUGACGCGGUGACAGUUGAUGCCUCU
Myripristis murdjan (pinecone soldierfish) is the source of this 2033-nucleotide messenger RNA. RefSeq lists its product as uncharacterized. Bases 409 to 1017 code for a protein of 202 amino acids. The record is from RefSeq and is a predicted model, not a curated record. The transcript is spliced from 8 exons. NCBI's taxonomy places the organism in Eukaryota, Metazoa, Chordata, Actinopteri, Holocentriformes, Holocentridae.